AUGGAGAUCUCCCGAGACCAUCCGGCCACGCCACUCUUGGGCGUCCACCCUUGUGGCCUCCAGUCCCCUGUCCGCUGGCCUGCAGCCCCAGUCCCCUUGCCUCUCACAGUAACAGCCGCCUGGCGCAGCAGCGGGGCAGCCACAAAUCCUCCCCUCUACGCCCUCUCCUCUAUUUACAACGGGCACACAGUAGCAAUUCAAUCUGAAAAAGUGCCGUGUUUUCGGAGGCGUGCAGCCCGAGAAAUUGAUGUUUGUGUUAAUCAAUCUUGUAGGAGCCUGCGGGGCUCAGAGAGACCGGAAGACAGACCCUCGGGCGGCGACUGCCCUCUUCUUCAGGUGCGGCCCUUCGGAGGGGCUGCAGGGCCAUUCUGCCCCCCAGCUGGCCUGGGGGAGGUGGUGCUGGGGGCCUAG
Messenger RNA from Rangifer tarandus platyrhynchus (Svalbard reindeer), 411 nucleotides. The record is from the annotation of a GenBank genome assembly. NCBI's taxonomy places the organism in Eukaryota, Metazoa, Chordata, Mammalia, Artiodactyla, Cervidae.